AUGGCACAGAUGGACGAUAUGCCCACUUUCAAGCUGGUGUUGGUCGGCGACGGUGGUGUUGGUAAAACGACAUUCGUCAAACGUCACAAAACUGGAGAGUUUGAGAAGAAAUAUGUUGCCACACUUGGAGUAGAAGUCCACCCUCUAGUUUUCCACACAAGUCGAGGGCCCAUUAAGUUCAAUGUUUGGGACACUGCUGGACAGGAGAAGUUUGGUGGUCUGCGUGAUGGAUAUUACAUCCAAGGUCAGUGCGCAAUUAUCAUGUUUGACGUUACGUCACGUGUCACAUAUAAAAAUGUCCCCAACUGGCACAGGGAUUUGGUUCGAGUCUGUGAAAACAUCCCCAUUGUCCUCUGUGGCAACAAGGUUGACAUUAAGGACAGAAAGGUGAAGGCCAAGACCAUUGUCUUUCACAGGAAGAAGAACCUUCAGUACUAUGACAUCAGUGCCAAGAGCAACUACAACUUUGAGAAGCCCUUCCUGUGGCUGGCCCGCAAGUUGGUCGGGGACCCCAACCUAGAGUUUGUAGAGAUGCCCGCCCUGAUCCCACCAGAGGUCCAGAUGGAUGCAGCUUUGGCCCGCAAGUACGAGGAUGAACUCAAGGUUGCACAAGAGACUGCCCUACCAGAUGACGAAGAAGACCUUUAA
Molecule: messenger RNA, 648 nt
Organism: Candidula unifasciata
Lineage: Eukaryota; Metazoa; Mollusca; Gastropoda; Stylommatophora; Geomitridae
Source: the annotation of a GenBank genome assembly